GUGUGAGAAAAGGGGGAAAAAGAUCCCAGAACAAUCCAGGUCGCCGCUAACCGGAAGUCUGCUGGAUAACGGCAUAUGUAUACACAGAUAUGGGAAAAGCUAGUAAGAGUGCACGCUUCAGGAGCGUUAAGAUUAAGGUGGUGAGGAGGUGUAUUGCUGGCCGUGCAAAGGUUUCUUACCUUAGUCAAGGUCUUCCCCAACCCAGCGCCAAACAGACCCACCCUUCAGACCCUUCCACAUCUGUUACACCUCAGGUUGAAUCUGAUGUGGCACCUAGUUCAUGUUCUGAGACUGCAUACAGUAAGGCAAAGAAGAGAGAGAUUCAUGCCUGGGAUGCAGUCAAGGAUGACAUGCUUAAGGUGUCAUUUAAAUGUUCAGCACCAAUCACUACGCAGUGUGUUGUCUGCCUAGAAGAUGCUGAUUAUAGGUGCAUUGAGUGCAGCACAACUGCAGUCUUUUGUGAGGCUUGUCUGAAGAGGACUCACAGAAAUUCACUGCACCUACCUGAUAAGUGGAAUAAUGCCUACUAUGAGCCGUUUUCCCUGGGGUUAUUCCUAUACUUACCUGAAGGCCAUAGCACCCAUGCUGUGUACAUGAAGGACAUGAAGGUCAUUAUCAGCACAGGACAGCUCUGCACCGUCACUGUCAAUAUGUGUGCGUGUGAACCAGAAGCCUGCACUCUGCUAAGGUAUGGGCUCUGGCCAGCAACAGCCGACAAGCCCCAGACAGCCUUUUCCAUCCCUCUGCUAGAGCUUUUUGUUUGUCUGUCACUCGAGUGUCAGGUUUCUGUUGAGGGUUUUUGCAACACCCUACGCUGGAAAAACAACCUUACACUUGCAGAGGUUAACGCACUCUACAGAGCCCUGGUGGGAGAAUCCAUAUCCCAGUUUAGGCAUUACCACUUUCGACAAAGAAGUUUGGUAGAUGUUUGCCCACACUUAGAUGAUGGGACCACAUGCCCAGCAUGUCCAAAGGCAGAUGGAGAUAUGAUAGUGACAUUGAAUGCCAACUUUGGCCUUGUGCGGAAGCAAAGCUCAGGGACAAGUGUGGUUGAGCCAUUUCAUGGAACCCGCAUGUUUGUUGAUGAAAAGGAUGUAGAGGAAUACCUUCUUUAA
Messenger RNA from Perca fluviatilis (European perch), 1115 nucleotides. RefSeq lists its product as uncharacterized. Lineage: Eukaryota; Metazoa; Chordata; Actinopteri; Perciformes; Percidae. The record is from RefSeq and is a predicted model, not a curated record. Bases 90 to 1115 code for a protein of 341 amino acids. The transcript is spliced from 6 exons.